Molecule: messenger RNA, 2436 nt
Organism: Myotis lucifugus (little brown bat)
Lineage: Eukaryota; Metazoa; Chordata; Mammalia; Chiroptera; Vespertilionidae
Gene: KCNH6
Product: potassium voltage-gated channel subfamily H member 6
Exons: 11
Coding region: 16-2280 (754 amino acids)
Biological process (GO): membrane repolarization during action potential; regulation of heart rate by cardiac conduction; regulation of ventricular cardiac muscle cell membrane repolarization
Cellular component (GO): membrane
Molecular function (GO): inward rectifier potassium channel activity
Source: RefSeq, a predicted model, not a curated record
GACGGAGCUGUCAUCAUGUUCAUCCUCAACUUUGAGGAUCUGGCCCAGCUCCUGGCCAAGAGCGGGAGCCGAAGCCUGUCCCAGCGCCUGUUGUCCCAGAGCUUCCUGGGCUCCGAGGGCUCUCACGGCAGGCCCGGUACGCAGGGGCCUGGCACGGGCAGGGUCAAGUACAGGACCAUCAGCCAGAUUCCGCAGUUCACACUCAACUUUGUGGAGUUCAACCUGGAGAAGCACCGCUCGGGCUCCACCACGGAAAUUGAGAUCAUCGCACCCCACAAGGUGGUGGAGCGGACCCAGAAUGUCACGGAGAAGGUCACCCAGGUCCUGUCCCUGGGUGCAGAUGUGCUGCCCGAGUAUAAGUUGCAGGCGCCACGCAUCCACCGCGGGACCCUCCUGCACUACAGCCCCUUCAAGGCCGUAUGGGACUGGCUCAUCCUGCUGCUGGUCAUCUACACAGCCGUCUUCACACCCUACUCAGCCGCCUUCCUGCUCAGCGACCAGGACGAGUCGCAGCGCGGGGACUGCAGCUACACCUGCAGUCCCCUCACCGUGGUGGACCUCAUCGUGGACAUCAUGUUUGUCGUGGACAUUGUCAUCAACUUCCGCACCACCUAUGUCAACACCAACGAUGAGGUGGUCAGCCACCCCCGCCGCAUCGCCGUCCACUACUUCAAGGGCUGGUUCCUCAUUGACAUGGUGGCAGCCAUCCCCUUCGACCUGCUCAUCUUCCGCACUGGCUCUGAUGAGACCACAACCCUGAUUGGGCUGCUGAAGACUGCUCGGCUGCUGCGGCUGGUGCGCGUGGCCAGGAAGCUGGACCGCUACUCUGAGUACGGGGCAGCCGUGCUCUUCCUGCUCAUGUGCACCUUUGCGCUCAUCGCGCACUGGCUGGCCUGCAUUUGGUAUGCCAUCGGCAACGUGGAGCGGCCCUACCUGGAGCCCAAGAUCGGCUGGCUGGACAGCCUGGGCGUGCAGCUCGGCAAGCGCUACAAUGUCAGCGACCCUGCCUCAGGCCCCUCGGUGCAGGACAAGUACGUCACUGCCCUCUACUUCACCUUCAGCAGCCUCACCAGCGUGGGCUUCGGCAACGUCUCCCCCAACACCAACUCAGAGAAGGUCUUCUCCAUCUGCGUCAUGCUCAUCGGCUCCCUCAUGUAUGCCAGCAUCUUUGGCAACGUGUCCGCCAUCAUCCAACGCCUGUACUCGGGCACUGCCCGCUACCACACGCAGAUGCUGCGAGUCAAGGAGUUCAUUCGCUUCCACCAGAUCCCCAACCCGCUGCGGCAGCGCCUGGAAGAGUACUUCCAGCACGCCUGGUCCUACACCAACGGCAUCGACAUGAACGCGAAUCCCUGGGGAAAGAAUGACAUCUUUGGGGAGCCUGUUAGCCUCCACGCCCAGCCGGGCAAAUCCAGUGCAGACGUGCGGGCCCUGACCUACUGCGACCUGCACAAGAUCCAGCGGGCAGACCUGCUGGAGGUGCUGGACAUGUACCCUGCCUUCGCAGACAGCUUCUGGAGUAAGCUGGAAGUCACCUUCAACCUUCGGGACGCAGACGGGGGUCUCCAGUCAUCACCCCAACAGGCUCCAGGCAAUCAGGACCACCAAGGCUUCUUCCUCAGUGAUGACCAGUCAGGUGCAGCCCCUUCCCUGAGCCUCUCGGAUGCAUCUGGCCUCUGGCCUGAGCUGCUACAGCAAGUGCCCCAAAGGCCAAGGCACAGCCCUCCAGACCCUCAGGGAGACCCAGACUGCUGGUCCCGGGAGCUGGGCUCCAGGCUAGAGCAACUCCAGGCCCAGAUGAACCGGCUGGAAUCCCGCCUGUCCUCAGACCUCAGCCGCAUCCUACAACUCCUUCAGCAGCCCCUGCCCCAGGGCCACACUGGCUAUAUUCUGGGAGCGUCAGCUCAUGACCUGGCCUUGUUUCCUGUGGCCUCAGCGACUCAGAGUCCAGGAACAAGGCUGCCCCAGGGUGGCCUGCCCCCUGCACAGGCCCCAUGCUGUGGUGACUUGGACCAACGUGAGCCGAAGCACAGGAACGCCUCCUCCAGGAUGCCUCACCGGGCCAUGGCAACGGACAAAACUCUGACACUGUCCUCUGAACUGGAGCAUCCUGAGGGGCUCCUGUCAUCCCUGGCCUCACCUCUGCAUCCCCUGGAGGUACAGGGACUCUGUGGUCCCCGCUUCCCCUCCCUCCCGGAAUACCUCGACUCUGUCCCCAAGCAGCUGGAGUUCCCGAGACAUGGCUCAGACCCUGGAUUUGCAGGGAGUUGGAGCCACUGAACCCCAAGACAAAAGACACCAUAAGGGGAUUGAAGGUGGGUGAGGUGAGAGUGAAGGAGUUGAGGGAGGCAGAGAGCUGCCAAGACGGACCUCUGAAAACCAUUCUCUUUGAGUAGCUACAAACCGCUAACCCAGGUGACCCAAGAUGGCAGAAGG